AUGCAACAUAGAUCUGGGAAGUACACAGUUCAGCCUUACAGGAUAGGUGCCCACAUCGACGGCAAGAACGGGCUGGCGUGCCUGACAAAGGUGGAGCGCGACCCCUCGGCCGUGACCCGCGUGGCCCCCCUCCCCCACAUGUUCGUCAUCCGGGACCUGGUGGUGGACAUGGCCAACUUCUACGCCCAGUACAAAUCCAUCAAGCCCUUCCUGCUCAAGCCCAAGCCCGCCGACGGCCUGGAGCACCGCCAGACCAAGGAGGACCGGGCCAAGCUGGAUGGGCUGUACGAGUGCAUCCUCUGCGCCUGCUGCUCCACCUCCUGCCCCUCCUACUGGUGGAACUCUGACAAGUACCUGGGGCCCGCCGUCCUGCUCCAGGCCUACCGCUGGGUCAUCGACAGCCGGGAUGAGGCCACCACGCAGCGCCUGGCCGAUCUGGACGACCAGUUCAAGCUGUACCGCUGCAAGACCAUCAUGAACUGUGCCACCGUCUGCCCCAAGGGACUGAACCCUGGGAAGGCCAUUGCCAAGAUCAAGCAGAGCGUGGCCGCUGGCCGUGCUUUCUAG
Auxenochlorella protothecoides is the source of this 567-nucleotide messenger RNA. Its product is annotated as Succinate dehydrogenase [ubiquinone] iron-sulfur subunit 2, mitochondrial. Gene Ontology annotation, molecular function: electron transfer activity; iron-sulfur cluster binding. Gene Ontology annotation, biological process: aerobic respiration; respiratory electron transport chain; tricarboxylic acid cycle. The transcript has 2 exons. Lineage: Eukaryota; Viridiplantae; Chlorophyta; Trebouxiophyceae; Chlorellales; Chlorellaceae. The record is from RefSeq and is a predicted model, not a curated record. The coding region runs from base 1 to 567 and encodes 188 amino acids.